Molecule: messenger RNA, 2040 nt
Organism: Lactuca virosa
Lineage: Eukaryota; Viridiplantae; Streptophyta; Magnoliopsida; Asterales; Asteraceae
Source: the annotation of a GenBank genome assembly
AAUCCGCUUAAAUUCCCCUUCCCCCUUUCACUCUUUUUCUCUCUUGAACAGCUCCAAAGAAACCCUAACAAAAAUGUCCGGGUACGGUCACGAAGGAGACGGAUCUGCUCCACCGCCCGUUGGUGGAGGCUACGGUGGAAGUAGCGGUGGCUACGGAGGUAGUGGUGGAGGUUACGGAGGUAGCGGUGGCGGUGGAGGCGGAUAUGGAGGCAGCGGUGGGGGAGGUGGUUACGGAAGCAGUGGUGGUGGAGGCAGUUACGGAAGCAGUGGUGGUGGAGGUGGAUCCUAUGGCGGAAACCGUGGCGGAGGUGGAGGAUAUGGAGGCGGCGGCCGUGGUGGAGGUGGAGGCGGAGGGUAUGGCAGUCGAGGUGGAAGUGGUGGCAGAGAAGGAGGUGGUGGUGGAGGAUACGGUGGUAACUCACAAAAUCGUGGUGGAGGUGGAUAUCAAGGCGGAGAUCGUGGGCGUGGAGGCGGAGGUGGUAGAGGUGGUGGACGUGGCAGUGGUAGAGAAGGAGACUGGCCUUGCCCUAAACCGGGCUGUGGCAAUUCAAAUUUUUCUUGGAGAGCCGAGUGUAACAAAUGUGGGACCCCCUCUCCUGCUGGCGCGGGUGCUGGAGGUGAUCGUGGGCGUAAUGAUGGCGGCAGUUACAAUAAAGGUGGGGGUGGACGCAGUGACAGUAGAGGUGGGAGUGGUGGUGGAUAUGGUGGUGAUAGAGGAGGUAGGAGUGACUAUGAUGGUGGGAGUGGUGGCGGAAGUAGAGGAGGCGGUGGUUCCUAUGGCGGCAGUCAAGGAAGAGACAGCGGUGGUUAUGGUCAGGGGGCGGCAGCAGGGUAUGGCGGAUCUGACAGUAGUUAUCCUCAACCACCUUCCUCAUAUGGGGCUAACCCUGGUUAUGGAACCGAUGCUGUCCCUCCACCUGCAAGCUAUAAUGGUGGACCAACUUCAUAUCCACCUUCUUAUGGUGGUGGUGGUGGUUAUGGUGGAGAUUCUGGUGGUGGUCGUGGUGGUUCAGGUGGUGGAUAUGGCGGUGCUCCACAGAGUCAAGGCGGUUAUGGUGGUGGUUCUCCUGCUACUGAUGCACCCACGAAGGUGAAGCAGUGUGAUGAAACUUGUGAUGAGUCAUGUGACAAUGCAAGAAUUUAUAUCUCAAAUUUGCCUCCAAAUGUGACUGUUGAUGAAUUGAGAGAACUCUUCGGAGGAAUUGGACAAGUUGGGAGAAUUAAGCAGAAGCGAGGAUAUAAGGAUCAGUGGCCUUAUAACAUUAAGAUCUACACUGAUGAGAAAGGAAACAACAAAGGAGAUGCUGCUUUGGUUUAUGAGGAUCCUUCUGCAGCACAUUCUGCUGGGGGAUUCUACAACAAUUAUGAAUUGAGAGGUUACAAAAUUAGUGUGGGAAUGGCUGAGAAAUCUGCUCCAAGGGCUCCUCCUGCUCAUGGGCAAGGUGGAGGUGGUGGAAGAGGAGGCGGCGGAGGCUAUGGUGGUGGUGGUGGUGGACGCAGGGACAACUACAGAGAUGGUGGUCCGGAUAGGAACUCUCAUGGUGGGAACCGGCAGGGGGUUGAUCUUGUUCUUGUUCCCUUGGGGAGGGAGUUUAAGAGGUGAGUGUUGCUGUUGCUUGCUUUUUGAAUAACAACCAACAAAAAUACUACUAUGACUACUCCUGCCUGAUUCAUUUGCAUUGCGUGCCUUUUUUCUUCUCAACACUAUUCUGAUGAUUAAAACCCAAAUCUGCUGGAUGAGCUGUUUCAGUUUCACCCUCUUUUCAUUGUAAACUGUGUUGGCCCUUAGGGUUCUUUGUGUUUUUUUUUUUUUUGUUUUUUGUUUCUGUUGCUGUGCUGUGCUGUGAUGUGGUGAAAGCAGCAAGGAGCUGGAGUAUUUUUGAAAACAGGGUUAACGACAUGACUACUAAACAUGCUUCUAAUGACCUAAUAUUCCGAGCACUUGAAAUAUGUAGACUAAUGAUAUGCAGUUUGUAUGAGCUUAACAAAUAUACUACAACACUCUGUAACCAACUUUUUCUUUAUUUAACAUAAAUCUUG